AUGGGCAAUCACUGCUCCCCUUGUUGUCGAAAAUCGCACAAAUCUUUGCGCGAAGAUGGUACGUCUAAUUAUGGGUCCGCGUCAAAUCAUGCCGAGUUCGGUCCUCCAAAGUCCUCUGGAUACUUCCCAAACAUACCGAAAGAUCCGCGAACGGGUUAUCCCCACGGACCAGGAGGCCCGGUGGGAGUUAACGGCGAACUACGUCAUUAUCAAGGUCACUUGGAUUCCCAUUUAAGACGAUCCAGUGAUCGUUCUGAUCCAGCGGCCAUGGUAUCCGGUAUGGGAGAUGGACGUUCGAGACGCUAUCGGCUGGUGGGACAUUCGUCCGGUGCAGCAAUAAAUACCACUGGUACCGGGACUCAAAGUCGUUAUGUCAUUGUAACAGAACCUUCAGAUUAUAUGCUAUCCUCAUUGUACACGCAAUCAAGCACAUCCAAUCUACAGCACAUUUCNCCCGGAUUUCUCUCCCCCCAUUGA
This is a messenger RNA of Echinostoma caproni, 477 nucleotides long. Lineage: Eukaryota; Metazoa; Platyhelminthes; Trematoda; Plagiorchiida; Echinostomatidae. The record is from the annotation of a GenBank genome assembly.